CGCUUUUGUACAGACACAGGACACUGAGCAGUGUGUAUGAGGCUAGCAACUACCUUGAGGUUACAGAAGGCCUACAGCGAUUUAAUAAUCCCGGGGCUAAGUUAUCAGCAGGACAUGAACUCGGCUGCGUGUGGUACGCUGUUACAUGUGUGCAGGCAAGGCAGCAAGAGCUGUCCCCCUUGGAUAUGGAGACGAGAGAGUCACUGGCAAACAUCUCUGCUGACCCUACGCUCAACCAUACCAAUGAGAGCAGAGCCUAGGAAGAAGAAAAAAGUGGAUCCUAAAAGGGAACAAGCAAUACGGGAACGUAUGAAGAAAAAGUUAAAGAAACUGGAGCGAAUCCCUCCCCAACUCAUCCCCAUUGAGGAUUUCAUAAAGCCUGCAAAGUUUCUAGAUGAAACCAGAGUGAGGACCCCUCCUCAAAUAACACCAGAAGAGCAGGAAAGAAGAGCACUGUUAAUGAAGACAUGGGCAUUAAGCAAGCAACAAGAACAUGAGGCAGAAAACAGGGGACUGCAGUCACUCCUAGAAGCUCAGGAAGAGGCUCUUCGUGAACUGCGUCUCGAGUCAGAGGAGUUGUACAACGCAGCUAUACUCACUGAUCCAGGAUUGCUUCCUUUAGAAAGUCAGGGACCCUGUAACACUCCUCCUGUACCUCAGUAUAAUGCACCUGAUGGGAAGUACAAUGAUGUCACUAAAGUGUACACACAAUAAGUCUGCAUUCAUAGUAGAGGCAAUGCCGUAUCUCAGCAGGGGAGCAUGAACUGUUUUAAGUGCAAACUGAGAUAGGAGGGACUCAAAAGCUGCCUCAAAAAACCUUACCUUCAAUCCUCUAUUGUCAAUGUAUAAAUAUUGCUAGCAACAAAUAAAGUUAUAAAAA
Molecule: messenger RNA, 880 nt
Organism: Xenopus tropicalis (tropical clawed frog)
Lineage: Eukaryota; Metazoa; Chordata; Amphibia; Anura; Pipidae
Gene: mrpl40
Product: mitochondrial ribosomal protein L40
Cellular component (GO): mitochondrion; mitochondrial large ribosomal subunit
Source: RefSeq, marked provisional